AUGGUAGUGCGUUGGGAUAGUCACCGAGCACCCUCGACCAGAUCUUUGGCGAGCAGUAGCUACCGGGAAAAUCUGGAUGAAGAGACGUUCCUCUAUCCUCGUGGUCCCUCUGCUCCCUUUAUCGGAGGCAAUUAUGACCCAGGUUUGGUUUGGAGCCAAAUUCUCAGUCUCAGCAUGCUACUCGUCGUCUUCGUUUCUUUCCUUUUCAUCAAGUGUCAUCCCUCGGACGAAAUGAAAACGGAUCGCAGUGGCAGAGGUGACGCUGCCACUAGCGGGUACAAGAACCACGUAGGAUCGGAUCGGAUUGGUAUGGCCGGUGCGGAGCCAGAGGAGCCGACCCCUGUCAGAGAUGGACAGGAGUACUCAGGACGCCUGGGUAAACCCCCACCUGGUUUUCCAAAAGUCAUUUUUCACGUGUUCCUCGCAUGUUCCAUCAAAAUGAUAUACAUGCGAUAUGUCCAGGCUCUGACCAGUAAUCCGUUGUUUCCUAAUGUUACGUGGUCCGUGCAUAUCCGUUGCGAUGACCACUGCUGGAGCUGA
This is a messenger RNA of Sodiomyces alkalinus F11, 540 nucleotides long. RefSeq lists its product as hypothetical. The coding region runs from base 1 to 540 and encodes 179 amino acids. The record is from RefSeq and is a predicted model, not a curated record. The transcript has 6 exons. Lineage: Eukaryota; Fungi; Ascomycota; Sordariomycetes; Glomerellales; Plectosphaerellaceae.